Molecule: messenger RNA, 2415 nt
Organism: Somion occarium
Lineage: Eukaryota; Fungi; Basidiomycota; Agaricomycetes; Polyporales; Cerrenaceae
Source: the annotation of a GenBank genome assembly
GGCCACUCCAGGAACGAUAGUAGGUUCAUGGCGAACACGAGGUUCAAGCUCACUUUAUAACUUGACCUACAGUACACACGACCCCCGGCAUCACGAUGACAUUGCGUACGUAUCUAGGCAGAGAUAAGAAACGGAAGUCAUCGUCUCCGGACGAUACUCAAACACUACCAUCUUCGAGCAACAAAGUUCGUUUCACAACGCCGCCAUCGCAUAUUAAUCCGGUAGGAGUAGAACUUUCUUCUCAUCUUUCUGAAGAUGAAGCUGGGCCUUCAUCUCAUGCACAUCGUAAAUUCCCACUCGACGAAGAUUCAGCUCGCCGUCGUACCACACGAUCACAAACACGUCGAUAUCGUAAUUUGAGCUUAGACUCAAAAGCUGCAGAGGAUAACUCUGAACUCUCCGAGGUCUCUGCGACUGACUUGGAAGAUGAUAAACAUCAAGCCAUCAUAGCCCUUCUCUCUAAUGCGAAAGCAGAGCCAAUAGUGAGCAAACCUCGAUGGCGAAUUCGCAAGGUGCCUACGAAACGCAAUGGUAAACGGAAUGGUACAUCCGUAGAACCAGUGGCGUCUCCCCCUGUAAUGACACCAGACCCUCUUGCCUUCAUUCAAGACUUUCAUGGCAACUUUCCUAAAUCGAACUUAUGUGCUGACGACCCCACACCACCUACUGUCACCCAGUUGAGAGCACAUGCCAUGCGAGACGUGCACGGUGCACUCAGACAUAUAGAAGUCGCACCUCCAGCAGAUACCCGCCCAGAGUCUUAUAUUCGUCGUCGUCGGAAACAAAGAGACAUCGUUGUGUCUUCUGAUACCCUUCAGACAAUCACUCCACAGUGGAUGAUACCCCCUACAAGGCAUUCAGUGGCGACCGCUGAUCUGCCCGUUCCUGCAGGAGCCACCUUGAAGACUGCGAAGCAUGGAGAAUCUACGGCUCACAGUUUGCCAUUAUCGUCGAGUUCCGACAUGCCAAACCUCGGCCACGCAGAUCUGGAACACGAUACGACACCCUCAAAUACUGCUCUCGGCAAAGGAAAGGAAAUUGCAAGAGUUGCUCAUGCAUCUUCCUCCGCCAACUCUGCCGAGCCCAGCAGGAUCAUACCGCCAAAGAAAUCAUACCCCACCUCGUCUGUUGCACAGCGCCAACAGAAUGUGCCAAGCGACCCUGUCGUUCUUUCCAAACAGUUUCACACUUCCAAGACUGCGUCAGCAAGUGUACUGGGCAGGAAGGAAGUUGGGCAACCCUCCACAUCACAACGGAGAGGCCAAGAUCAGCGAUCAAUGGCGUCAGUCGAAGUCAGAAGGGAAGUCGACUACAGUGAGUUACGGCUUACUGACUAUCCAGAAGAUCCGCUAUCGCUUGCACCGGCCCACUUGGGCGGCCAUUAUCUUGAAUGGGAGAACGAUCAUAUGCGGCGGAAUUUGGACUCUCCAUAUUCUGCUUCCUCGGAAACGAGGUUAUUGGACUUACUAUCUUCUCCUCGAAUGAAUGGUCGAGACAUCGUUGACUUUCACAUGCCAAGUAGAAUCGCAGAGCUGCUACCUAGCGAAGUCCUUGCAGAUGAUUGCCUCCGACGCCUUCGUGAAUGCGAAGAACGACUUAGAGCGGAGGGAUGGACUCGGAAGGCGAACCACGAAGUAGAGAUGACUCGUCUGCGAACCGAUAUUGAUGCAUUCCAAAAGAAACAGUCUGCGGAUUUUCGAGAAUUGCGAGGGGAAGUGAGAGAUGUCAAGAAGGCCGUCACGACAAAGAGAAAGAAGGAUAAGGUGAUGAAAGAUGGGAUCUCACAUUUACGAGCGGAGGUGACGCAAUUGGGUUGGGAGGUCGAAAGGAUGAAGACGAGGCUUGGAGAGGCUGCGACGCACGCGAUGCGUCCUGGCCAGUCGGCUGAAAAGGUCGUCAAACGGAUGGACCGAACGAUGUCCCUCCAGGGGACCAAGACGUCUUCAACGAAGACAAGUGCUUUAGCAGCCGCAGGGCGGUCUUCUAUCGUUACCUCGAUAAGAGCGGGAAUGGUGGACGCUGCCUCGCACAGCAAGCUUGGUCCACCAGAGGCAUCUGUGUCUGCAGGUGUUCGUUCAAGUCCCAUGUCCCAGAAUAAUGGCACCAGGACAACGUCUAAAACUUCCGGCUGGGUUCCGCGUACUUACGGCCGUCAUAAUGCCAUAUCGCAGACGUUGACACUUGUAGAGGCUCCGAGCACCUCAAGUUGGACGCCUGAGUCCCGGAUCAACCACAACCGCGCGAGGACAAGUACUAGAGGCCCCAACUAGACCCUGCGAACUUAUAAUCAGAGCUGAUGUUUGUUAUGUAUCGGGUAUGGAAGUUACUUGGAUAGAUGUAUUUUAUUGCGUCGUAUAACUUUAGUCUCUGUAUACGAAAUUCAGUCCGAAUUCAUACCCUUGAGGACCAGCGCAG